AUGAAUCAAAACAUUUCUAUACUGACUGAUGAUAAAAUAAGUAAAAUUCAUUGCGAUCACGAUUAUGGCGAUGCCAGUCGUUUAGUGAAACCUCGUUUAUUGAAGAAAAGUCAUCGAUGCAGUUUGACAUCAUUAAUCAUUCCAAUUCUAUUGGGUUUAGUUUUUAUUUUUGGCUGCAUACUAUUAAUACUUACUCUUGAUCGAUUAAAUAUAUGCCAACUACAACAACUCGAACAAAUAGAAUCACUUCAAGGGUAUCGAAUUGAUAGUCAUUCUCAUAAAAAGCACCUGUUACAAAAUACAUGGGUUGAUAAUUUUAGUCAUCAAUUUGACCAUUCACUUACCGAUACGAAUACCGAUGAACGUUUAUUUUUAACUCCUGAUCGACGCGCUGGUAUUGCAAUACGUAUAGAAAGUCAUGGUUAUUUAUUAAAUGAACGAUGGGUUAAAACUUGA
This is a messenger RNA of Rotaria socialis, 456 nucleotides long. The record is from the annotation of a GenBank genome assembly. NCBI's taxonomy places the organism in Eukaryota, Metazoa, Rotifera, Eurotatoria, Philodinida, Philodinidae.